Molecule: messenger RNA, 1766 nt
Organism: Erigeron canadensis
Lineage: Eukaryota; Viridiplantae; Streptophyta; Magnoliopsida; Asterales; Asteraceae
Product: F-box/kelch-repeat protein At1g55270-like
Exons: 3
Coding region: 159-1475 (438 amino acids)
Molecular function (GO): protein binding
Source: RefSeq, a predicted model, not a curated record
GCACCAAAAAAUACACACACACACACAUUACUUUGCAUUUUUCAUAUAAAAUUACAAAAAGGGCUUUCUUUUGAUCUUGUGGAUUUUAUCAUUUUCCUUUCUUGAAUAUUGUAAUCCUGGGAUCAGAUUUCAAGACUGCUGUUUAUUUAGUUUUUUAGAUGGCUCAAUUAUCUGAACCUGAAAGGUUUCAACAACAAAGGGGUUUUCGAGUUCAAGCUCCACUGGUUGAGUCAGUUUCGUGCUACUGCAGAGUUGAUGCAGGCUUAAAAACAGUAGCUGGAGCCAGAAAGUUUGUCCCUGGGUCAAAACUAUGUAUCCAGCCCGAUAUCAAUCCUCGUGCACACAAGUCCAAGAAUGGGCGUAGGGAACGGACCAGAAUUCAGCCACCUCUCCUAUCUGGGCUCCCAGAUGACUUAGCUAUCGCAUGUCUAAUCCGGGUCCCACGGGCCGAACAUAACAAGCUUCGGUUAGUUUGCAAACGAUGGUUCAGGCUUUUGUCAGGUAACUACUUUUAUUCCCUUAGAAAGAGCCUUGGAAUGGCAGAAGAAUGGGUUUAUGUUUUUAAAAGAGACCGUGACGGACGGAUUUCUUGGCAUGCUUACGACCCCACCUACCAACUGUGGCAGCCCCUUCCACCGGUUCCUAUGGAGUAUGGUUAUGCCCUCGGGUUUGGGUGUGCGGUUCUAAGCGGGUGUCAUCUUUAUUUAUUUGGAGGUAAAGACCCACUUAAGGGUUCUAUGAGACGAGUCAUUUUCUACAGUGCUAGGACAAAUAAGUGGCAUAGAGCACCUGAUAUGCUUAGAAAGAGGCAUUUUUUUGGAGCAUGUGUUAUUAACAACUGUCUUUAUGUGGCGGGUGGUGAAUGUGAGGGGAUCCACAGAACUCUUCGGUCUGCGGAAGUUUAUGAUCCCAAUAAACACAGAUGGAACUUCAUAUCAGAUAUGAGCACGGCUAUGGUACCAUUUAUAGGGGUGGUUCAUAACGGGAAGUGGUACUUGAAAGGUCUCGGGGCUCACCGCGAGGUCCUGAGUGAGGCAUAUAGCCCAGAAUCUAACACAUGGGGGUCUAUUACUAAUGGGAUGAUUGGAGGUUGGCGGAAUCCUAGCAUUUCCAUGAAUGGGCAGCUUUAUGCUCUUGAUUGUCGUGAUGGGUGCAAGAUUAGGUUUUAUGACGAGGCUACGAAUUCUUGGAAAAGAUUUAUUGAUAGUAAGGUUCACUUAGGGAGCUCGCGGGCUUUAGAGGCUGCGGCUCUUGUUUCUUUAAAUGGAAAGCUGUGUAUUAUUAGAAACAAUAUGAGUAUUAGUUUGGUUGAUAUCACAAGCCCCAAUAAAGAAGUGGAGAGUAAUCCUCAGCUUUGGGAAAACAUUGCUAUAAAAGGUCAGAUCAAAACAUUGUUCACAAAUUUAUGGUCAAGUUUAUCGGGUCGAAACAAUCUUAAAAGCCACAUUGUGCACUGUCAAGUCCUUCAAGCAUGAUGAACCGAUGAUGUCAAUUGCCCAAGAAUAUGUUUCCAAGUGGAAAUUAAAACAAUGGCUGCAAAUAAGAUCACAACGAGGGUGUCAAGAAGCUGAAGGUACCAGCAGUGAGUUGCCCUUGGCAGAUGAGGGAACGAGUGGUAAAUGGCAAAUUUAGGGGUGAGGUAGGUUUUGUAUAAAAAAUUGAAUGUAUGAACCCAAUGGUGAGAAUGAUGGAAUUUUGAACUCAUUUUGUGACUCUUCUGCCCUUUUUUGAAAUCUCAGUAGCGUGCAUAAUUGAAUUCGUGUUGA